UCACGAGGGGCCCUUGAUACGUCACGAGGUUCGUGUAGGUUGUCGUAGUUCGAUCGGUUAGGAUCUUGGGAUGGCUGCCACCUGCUCUUGAUAGGGUGGAUGGGUGUAUUUUGCAGGUUCUCUUUGUUCUUCCUUCCCCUUCAACGGCCUCCACGUCCAUCCCUGUCUCCCACUCCUCCCUCCACUGUUUCCAGAGCACAUCAAAUCGUCACAUGCCGUCUGUGGCACACGGAACUGCAGUGCAACGUAUGUGCACACACGAGAAAGCUCAGGCACUCACUGGGUGCUUCAGCUCGGAAAGCGCUUCAGCAACAUAGAAGACACAGUUUCCUUCAAUUCUGCAUAAGUCUUCCGCUUGUCAUGGUGUUGGCGCCAACGGAAUAACGUGCGGCGGAAGAGCGGGAAUCUAAGUCAUGGUAUUGGUGCCAACGGAAUAACGUGCGGCGGAUGAGCGUGAAUCUAAGUGAGGAGCAGGGAAAGUGUCAAACUGUGAGGGAGGAAGUCCAGGGAGCCGGUGGAAGAGAUGCCAGGUUCGGGAAUCAACCAGCAGCGACAGCAGCAGCAGCAGCAGCAGCAGGUUUGAGCAGUUAUGAAAACACUCGUCAUGGUAUGGAGGCUUGAGCAGUUAUGAAAACACUCGUCAUGGUAUUGGCGCCGACUGAAUAACAUGCUGCGGAAGAGCAGGAAUCUAAGCGAGGAGCAGGGAAAGUGUAAAACUGUGAGGGAGGGAGUCCAGGGAGUCGGUGGAAGAGAUGCCAGGUUCGGGAAUUAACCAGCAGCAGCAGCAGCAGCAGCAGCAGCAGCGGGUUUGAGCAGUUAUGAAAACACUACGCAGUUCUUUGAUGGGUGGCUGCGGUCGUCGGAUAUGGAUGGAGUCUGCUGCUAGCACAUACUUCAACACUUGUCACUUCCUGGGUGGAGUCACUCUGCAUUGCUUAAGAUGAGUGCAAGCUUUCAGACUUUUGCCAAGUGUGUGUGGAAAUUACUGGAGGGGAACGGAGAAGCUCAGAAAGGAUGGACCAAGACGGUGAAGGAAUUGGUCUCUGCGGAGAGGAACAGGGGCAUCGGUUGCAAUUUCGGAUUUGGAAACACUGAAACAGUCGAGGGGAGGUCGCGAGCAAAUUGUACAAGAAAGGUUUUUGGGACUCUUCGGUGCAUGGGCUUUUUCGAUGACGACCUGGGGCACACAGGAUGGAUUGUAUCCGUAUAGUAGUACACGUGAAGAGGUGGGGCUGGCUCGUUCGGUAGUGCAUGUGAAGUAGAGGUCGAAAUAUGCCCACCCGGGGAGGCAGGGGUGAGACCAGGACUAUUCGGGACAUCAAGCACAUAAGUCUGCCAUCGUCCAGACGAAAGGAUUUCAUGAUGUGGGGGAGGUGGCCGACUCACUGAGGUUGCUUCAGUGAUAUGUCUGCCAUCGUCCAGACGAAAGGAUUUCAUGAUGUGGGGGAGGUGGCCGACUCAAUGAGGUUGCUUCAGUGAAACACCACACAUCUCCUUGGAGGAAGAGGGAAGGAGAAGCUUGGAGCAAGAGAGAGGGAGAGCAAGGGCUGAUGUUGUGUGGUGAAGUGGUAUGUUGACGUGAGGCAUAUCGUCUUCUCUCUGAUGUAUAAAGGCGCGUACUGUGUGGAAAUUCUACUGGGCGCAAGAUGGAGGAAACAUGGUUUGGAAUGGAAGACCUGCCAGCAACAUCUCUGAAAUCAGAAUUAACGAACGGUUGCAGCUACGUCCGAUGAGCUAUUAUGCGGGGAGCUAUCUUCGGAGCAACAUCACGCUUGUGGCGCUGAAUGCAGUCGUGUGUGUGAAGAAGGCAGCGUCGGUUUGAGAGAUGGAGGCAGCAAUGGGGGUGGUUGGUGUAAAAGCGCAGUAAUGUGAAAUUUGUGCGGGAUGAUGAUUAUAUGACAAUUGGAAUUCAUGGAAGGUGGAGGAGCAGUUGGUAGCUGUCUCCGUUUGUCAAAGAGGGAGAUCCUCUUGAUUCUGGAUCUGAUGGCAGGUCCUCUUCUUGUCGGCAUUCUUGUUUCGUUCACGGUUCGGGCAACUCACAGGCCAUGUGGAGGUGUCCUCUACCGAACGUCCCUCCUCCGUCUGUUUGCUGCUUGCCUGAACUUCUCAAGCUUCAUUUCCUUUAUGCGAAUGAUCCUUUGUACAAGCUCCUUGUUUACUUUCUGGAGGACAGUCUUCGAGACACAUGGCUUCUGCCUUUGCGAUUGGCUGUUCCCAUGCUCUUUGUGCCAUCUUGGCAUAUCCUUCAGCAGCAGGGCUGGAGAGAGGGGGAUGGCAACAUGGGUGUGUUGUAGGGGUGGGUUAUGUCAUCGUAAGCGAGUAUAGGUGCAAGAAUGCCCAGCAGGGUGGUGAAGAAGGGGUGGCGACGUGGGAGGCAAUGGUGGUGACGAGGGGACGAUUUGGAGGGUCAGACUGCCUCCUUGCUUAUUAUCGUCCCACUUGUCGAGGGGGAGGGUCGGGGGGGGGAGGGGAGGGAAGGGGUCAGCAGCAUGGGUGGAGAGGGGGAUGGCAAUAAGGGUGUGUUGUAGGGGUGGGUUAUGUUCUCGCAAGCGAGUAUAGGUGCAAGAAUGCCCAGCAGGGUGGAGAAGAAGUGGUGGCGACGUGGGAGGCCGUGGUGGUGACAAGGGGGCGAUUUGGAGGAUAUGUGAAGGCCGACGUGGUGACGAGGGGGCGACGUGGGAGGCCGUGGUGGUGACGAGGGGGCCACAUGUCAACUCUCACAGAAGAUAUUCCCAGCAUGGAAGUUGGGAUGCAGGGCUGCAGACAUGCAGAAGGUUAUCAUUUUGUUUUGGAUAAUAUGGACAGGUAAGGAAGGUGUAGAUGCUGGAGUGCGGAGCACACAAGUGUAAGUUGGGAGUCGAGGGUACAAGUGUAAGUUGGGAGUCGAGGGUGGAAGAUAAUAAUUAUAUAAGUGUGGACUCGAGGUAUAUUUGAAGGCAUGAGGGGGGGUUUGGGAUGCAAGUUUCAAGUCAAAACUGGCGAGGACUCCAGGAGAUACGAGCCGUUUGUAAACAGACGGCAGACAGUCGUUCUCGUGGACGAUGGUUUUGUCUGUGGUAAUGUGAAAGGCCAUCAUGAAAAGAGGGACGUGUGAAGCGAUCGAGUGGUACGAUAAGACCAUCUUUAUGAGAUUCAUGCAGAGUAUAGAGGGGGUGAUGCAAUGUAGGGCUUAUAAGGGGGAGGGGGGGGGCAGGGUGGGAGAGGGGCGCGGGGGGGCCGGUGGGGUGGGAGAGGGGCGGGUGGGCAGUAGAGGGUAUUUUAUCAGUCAAUUUUAGAACAUAUGUUGAUGACGAAUGGAUUAAGACGAAUACACUGCAGCAUGGAGAAAGUCAGGGUGACUGAGAGGGAGGUUUUAUUGGAUAUAAUAAAUAUAAAUAUGAGCACAGUCAUUACCUGUCUUUUGGAGCGUACUCAAUGAGGGACGACAUAAAACUUGUCAUACUUGCCCAAAGGAAAAGA
Messenger RNA from Chara braunii, 3459 nucleotides. The record is from the annotation of a GenBank genome assembly. NCBI's taxonomy places the organism in Eukaryota, Viridiplantae, Streptophyta, Charophyceae, Charales, Characeae.